CAGAAAUUCACAGCUUCGUUCACUCCCCUCGUAAUAGAACCCUCCUGACUCGGCCGUGACCCGGUGAGUUCGAAAUGGCUAAGAGACGCGAAGGGCGAGUGCCGUCGAAUUCGGAUCGGCGUGAAGACCGAGUCGAAGCGUCGAAGCGGGCAAUCCGACGCGGUGGCGACUCAGCUUCGAGCCCCAAAAUCAACAUCGUCCUCUUCCUCUUCGUCGUCAUAGCUCCUGCCAUUGCCGUAUUAGUAUACCGUAUAAGGUACGCUCCGCGUACGAAUCGCGCUCUCUCCUCGUAUGUACACCAGCAAGGCCUCGUCAAAGCUGAUGUGAAUUACCAAGAGAUCCUCACUGAGAAUUCCAAGGUGUCCAAGAACAUGUCUCAGCGGCAUUAUACAUAUCCUGUACUGGCCUACAUAACUCCCUGGAAUAACAAAGGCUAUGAUCUGGCAAAAAGUUUCAACUCCAAGUUCACGCAUUUAUCACCUGUCUGGUAUGAUCUGAGGAGCCAGGGGACCAAUUUGGUUCUGGAGGGGAGACAUAAUGCUGAUAUAGGAUGGAUCACAGAGCUUAGAAUGAAAGGAGAUGCUUGGGUGAUUCCUAGAGUUGUUCUGGAAGCCAUUCCUAAGGAGUUGCUUCGAAAGAAAAAGCAGAGGGAUAAAGCAAUUGAAAUGAUAAUAACAGAGUGCAAGGAAAUGGAUUAUGAUGGUAUAGUGCUAGAAUCUUGGUCGAGGUGGGCAGCCUAUGGUAUCUUGCAUGAUCCAGAGAUGAGGAACAUGGCUUUGCAGUUCAUAAAACAGCUUGGACAAGCGCUGCAUUCUGUGAGCUCAGAGAAGAAUGGUAAACAAGGUUUGCAGCUGAUUUAUGUUAUAGGUCCAACACGCUCAGAGAAGCUUCAAGAGCAUGAUUUUGGGCCAGCAGAUCUUCGGAGUUUGAGUGAUUAUGUAGAUGGAUUUUCCCUUAUGACUUAUGACUUCUCAGGUCCUCAUAAUCCUGGGCCGAAUGCACCUUUGAAGUGGAUUCAUUCCACCCUGCAGCUUCUCCUUGGCAGUGUGGGUAAAAGUGAUCAGAACCUGGCACGGAAGAUACUUCUUGGCAUUAAUUUCUAUGGGAAUGAUUUUGCCCUUUCGAAAGGAACUGCAGGUGGAGGUGGUGGAGCAAUCACAGGAAGGGAUUAUCUAGCCUUAUUGGACAAGCACAAGCCGGUAUUGCAGUGGGAGAAGAACAGUGGGGAGCAUUUGUUCUUUUAUUCGGAUGAUCACCAUGCCAAGCAUGCAGUGUUCUACCCAUCACUAAUGUCGAUUUUUCUCAGGCUAGAGGAAGCUCGUUCAUGGGGUGUUGGCAUCUCAAUCUGGGAAAUCGGCCAAGGUUUGGAUUACUUUUUUGAUCUUCUGUGAAGAUUACAUCUCUUCUCUUCUGGGUCAUGUAUUAUAAUUCUGUUUAUUCGUUCUUAGCUCUUUAAGUUGUAGCAGAGUUUUGACAUGCAGCUUCUUAGGUUGUGCUGCAGUUGCUUCCAGGCAAGGUCCUUUCCAUAAAAAAUAAAAAUUAAAAAUUAAAAAAUUAAAAAAGAAUCUACUUAAAACUUU
This is a messenger RNA of Vitis riparia (riverbank grape), 1580 nucleotides long. Its product is annotated as chitinase domain-containing protein 1. The record is from RefSeq and is a predicted model, not a curated record. The coding region runs from base 75 to 1391 and encodes 438 amino acids. Gene Ontology annotation, biological process: carbohydrate metabolic process. Gene Ontology annotation, molecular function: oligosaccharide binding; chitin binding. The transcript is spliced from 8 exons. Lineage: Eukaryota; Viridiplantae; Streptophyta; Magnoliopsida; Vitales; Vitaceae. Gene Ontology annotation, cellular component: extracellular region.